This is a messenger RNA of Zophobas morio, 570 nucleotides long. RefSeq names its product muskelin-like. The transcript is spliced from 8 exons. Gene Ontology annotation, cellular component: cytoplasm. Bases 94 to 564 code for a protein of 156 amino acids. The record is from RefSeq and is a predicted model, not a curated record. NCBI's taxonomy places the organism in Eukaryota, Metazoa, Arthropoda, Insecta, Coleoptera, Tenebrionidae.
AGGACCUCAACUUAGCAGAGCAGUUGCCUUGAAUACAAUACUAUUAUCAUUCCCAGAACUAUCUCUUCUUAAUCAUUUGAGCUAUUAUAAAAAAUGCCACCUUCGAAACAGGAGUUUACUGAAGUUGAGUUACCGUAUUCCAUUCAUUCCUGGUCGUCAUAUUCUGCCGACUAUCAUCCUAAAAAUAUAUUGAUUGACAAUCCAAGCGAACAGUCGUCUCGGUGGUCUAGUGAAGAAAAUAAUCUCUUGCAAUUUAUACUGCUACGACUUGAGCAAGUUUCUUUGAUCCGUCGCAUUACUUUUGGAAAAUACUUUAAAGCACACAUAUGCAAUCUGAAAGAAUUUAAAAUAUACGGUGGGCUGGCUAUUGAACACAUGAUGGAGCUUUUCCAUGGAGGCCUUAAUAAUGAUGAAAAAAAAGAGCAUUUUUCAAUAACUUGUAAAUAUAAAGAACUGGAAGUUCCCUGCAAAUUCAUUAAGAUAGUUCCUAUACUUGCGUGGGGCUCGAACUUCAACUUCAGCAUUUGGUAUUGUACUGAUGUGUGUUUUUUGAAGUUUUUUUAGUGAAGC